UUAUCCACCAUGACGCAAACGAGCCAUCUGAUAGCGCUGGUCUGCCUAGUGUCCACUGUGGCGGCUAUCCCCGUACGUCAAAGUCAACUUCUGUCGGCGAUGCAGAAUAUGCAGCAGCGGUACGAUGGGCGGGCGGGCAAGGAAUCUACCGGCUAUCUGCAAGAGCUCGAGACGGAUGCUACGGAGCAGGAGCCCGACAGUGGGAAAGCCUCCUCGUCAGAUGUUGAGCAGAGUUCUUCCGGAAGUCGUGAAGGAACGAUUCCAACCGCAAUCCCAUUGCCGAAUCUUCGUAAAAACAAGAUGUUGGGUUACUUUGGGCUCUACUCACCGGCGGCCUUAAGUGCGGCAGCAGCAGCAGCUUAUGCACAACCCUACGGUUAUCCGCUGUAUCACUCCAUGCUGGACUAUUACGACGAUUACCUGCCGGUGGACAACUAUCCAAGCUUAAACAUGUUGGCAAACAUGCAAACUUACCCUCAGAAUAUGUACGCCAAUAUGGCUAAUGGGUUGGGUUCUUACCAGACUAUGAGUAACCUUUCGCCAAAUCUGCAACAACAGCUCAACAGUCUCGUGCAGCAGCAGCAGCAGCAGCAACAGCAGCAACAGCAACAGGUCCAACAGCAACAGCCUUCCAAUGCGCAGUUGGCUAACUUGGCCGGUUUGGAUGCGAAUGCUGCCUCGCUGGGAAGUUUCCAAAGUCUCGCCGCUAGUUUCGCGGCCGGCAAUGACAACUUCCAGGGACUGGAGGACGAAGACAUCCUUUCCCGCCACAGUCAGGCGGCCCGUCGUCGACCAGCCGUGAAGAACUCGCCGAUCUACUACAUCCGGUUGCCUCCAACGCCGUACAUGUUCGUGCCCGGUGUCGGGUACAUCUCGCAGCCACCAACGAUUCAACCGAUGGCCGCACCGGUUCCCCAGUAUCCGCAGCUCGCUGCACCACCACCAGUAACCAUGAGCCCGUUCUACCAGCUGCCGAUCAAUUUCGUAUCGAACGGCAAACCUUCCGGCAUUUACCAGUGGAACGGAGCACCUGCCGCUCCGGCCGCUCCACCACAGCCCACGUUUGCCUUACCCUAUCCGCGCCCACAGCGACCUGCCUUUGCGCCUUCUCCAUUCAUCCAGGACUCGAAGAUCACGCACCUGAAGGGUCCGUUCCUAUUCAAUGGUCGACCGGAAGAGAUAUUCCUGCUACAAAACACCUUUAACCCACUGUUCCAGAGUCCACUGAACUCGUACUACUAG
Molecule: messenger RNA, 1242 nt
Organism: Anopheles maculipalpis
Lineage: Eukaryota; Metazoa; Arthropoda; Insecta; Diptera; Culicidae
Exons: 1
Coding region: 10-1242 (410 amino acids)
Source: RefSeq, a predicted model, not a curated record